AUGUGGAUCAAGUGUCCCAAAACAAAACGGGAGUGGUUUUUAGUGGGUCGACCAAAACAGGAGCGGUCAUCCCCACAUAACCUGGAAAUCAUUUCUCAGAAACAAGUGAAAGAAAAAGAAAAAGAAAGGAAAAGAUUAAAGCGAGAAGAUUUAGAAUAUAGAGGAAAGGAAAAAGAACACCAGAAAGAGGGAAAAAGAAUAAAGCGUGUAAAUAUUGGAUUUAAAGAAAGGGAAAAAGAGCAAGAAAGAGAAAGGAAAAGAUUAAAGCGCAAAAAUUUAGAAUUUAAAGAAAGAGAAAGAGAACAACAAAAGGAGAGAAAAGGAGUAAAGCGUGAAAAUUUAGAAUUUAAAGAAAGGGAAAGAGAACAACAAAAGAAGAGAAAAAGAGUAAAGCGUGAAAAUUUAGAAUUUAAACAGAAAGAAAAUUUUAAUAAGAGGUUGGUAAUAAGAUUAAAACGUAUAGAUAUUAAUUACAAGAAAGUAGAAAAGUUAAAUCAGAGGGAAGCUAAAAGAGUGAAGCGGGAGAACAGUUCAUUUAAAAAAAUAGAAAGAGAAAAGAAUAAAGUUGGUAAACGUCGGGCAAGAUUGAGUGAAUUUUAUCGAUUUAGGGAAAAUUUUGUAAGAACUUUAAAAACUAAAGACGAUAAUAGAUCUAAAGCAAUGUUAGAGUUUAUUAAAAAACGAGGAGAUACGCCUAAUAAUAUAUGUACUUGUUGCGAAACAUUGUGGUUUAGUAAUUCAGUUAUUAAUGUAGCGACUACUAAAUUGAAAGCUAAUCAAGCUUUUGGUGGAGUCUCUGUAUUAGUGGUAAGUGAUUUGCAUCAAUUACCUCCUGUGCAAGAUGUUUUAGUGUUUAAAAAUCCAAGAGUGACAGCUAUAAGUAAUUUAUCUUUUAGCGUGAGGAAUAUGUUCGAAUUUUAUGAAUUGGAUGAAGUUAUGGGGCAAAAAAAUGAAAAACAGUUAAUUAAAGCAUUAAAUAAUUUAGCAAAUAAAGGUAUGGAUAAUGAUGAUGUUAAUCUUAUUAGAAAUAGAUGCGUCAAAGAAUGUGAAGUACCUAUUGAUGCUAUUAGAUUAUUUGCUUCUAAUAGAUUAGUUAAUGAUUAUAAUUUAAUGGGAAUUAAUAAUCAUGAAGGAGAUGAAUUUGUUUCUGAAGCUAAUGAUUAUAUAUUAGCAGAUAUUAUAGAAAAUGAAAAACGUAAACGAUUGGAGUCAUUGAAAAAAAAAUCACUUUCUGAAUUAGGUGGAUUACCAAAUGAGAUUAUUUUUAAGGUAGGAAUUAAAUACAUGCUUACUAAUAACAUUGAUAUUCAAGAUGGAUUGGUAAAUGAUCAGUGGUAUCAAAGAGCAAAUGUUUUAAUUUUUGCUGAAACUCGAUUAAAAGAAAACGAUAAAGUUGAAAUUCCUUGCUUUGAAGAAAUAUUUCGUUCUAAACAUUCUGAAAAUGUUGAAUUAAGAGGAAUUGUUGUUUUUGUGAAAAAUGAUUUAAAUAAGUAUUAA
Leptopilina heterotoma is the source of this 1497-nucleotide messenger RNA. RefSeq lists its product as uncharacterized. The record is from RefSeq and is a predicted model, not a curated record. Lineage: Eukaryota; Metazoa; Arthropoda; Insecta; Hymenoptera; Figitidae. The coding region runs from base 1 to 1497 and encodes 498 amino acids. The transcript has 3 exons.